AUGCCUGCCGAAGACCGAAGCGGAAAGCAGGCCGCGGCCCAGCAAGCCGUUGACAUCCUGCAUGAGAUCUCCACCAUUCUCAACUGCCAUUUGGACCGCCGCACUCUCUCGAUAUGCAUUUCCAUGAUUGAGAAUGGCGUCAACCCCGAGGCUCUUGCUAGCGCUGUGAAGGAACUGAGAAAAGAGUCCCAGGAGGUAGACGCACAGAUUGCCUCACGACGAAGAUGA
Molecule: messenger RNA, 228 nt
Organism: Colletotrichum graminicola M1.001
Lineage: Eukaryota; Fungi; Ascomycota; Sordariomycetes; Glomerellales; Glomerellaceae
Exons: 3
Coding region: 1-228 (75 amino acids)
Biological process (GO): mitotic spindle assembly; gamma-tubulin complex localization; microtubule nucleation by interphase microtubule organizing center
Cellular component (GO): spindle; centrosome; interphase microtubule organizing center
Source: RefSeq, a predicted model, not a curated record